GGUGAGGAUGGACUUGAUGACGGCGGUGUAGAAGUGCGCCAUCAUUGUCUUUGGUAGGCUGAACUUCUUCAGCUGCCGCAGGAAGUACAUCCUCUGCUGGGCCUUUUUGGUGAUGAAGGUGAUGUUCAGGUUCUGGUUCUAUACCUCCAGAUGAUGAAAACAAAAAACAUUUAACUGUGACCAAACAUCAUGGUUAAUUAAAGUACAAACCAAGGUGACCUUUAUCAGCUUCUUCAUUUGGAUAUUUAAAUAUGCACGUGUUAAAAUGCAGCACAGCACUGGGUGCUUAUCAGACAGGUGAGCAGACAUUUCCCUGCUGAUAUGAGCGAUUUCAAGUUUGGAUGAUUUGCUGCCAGCAACUUAAAUACUGGAUUUUAUACAUUGAAACCAGAAAUGGAUUGUGCAGUGCUUUUAAUUUCUGUCCUCUUUGGAUUUGGCCUCAGUUCCUGCUCUCACGCCAUCCUUCCUGAGUACCACUAUGUCAGCUUGAAAAUGAACUGGACCGACGCUCAGCAUUACUGCAGAGUGAAACACACCGACCUGGCGACCAUUGAAAGCAUAGAUGAUGUGAGCAGGCUAAACAGACCCAGUUCAGAUACCUCAUUGUUGUGGAUCGGACUGAGGGAUGACACAAACUCCUGGAGAUGGUCAGCGACUGGUGAUACGAGCAAAACUGGUUACUACAACUGGCAACCAGGUCUGCAAAGCAAAAAUCUCAGAGAUUUUGCCUGUGUGGUGAUAAACGGUGAAGGAACAUGGAAAGAUUCACCCUGUGACUUGACAUUAUAUUUCAUUUGUUACAAUGCUACAAAUCCUCCAGGCCAGAAAAAAUUUUUUCUAUAUCAAAUCGGGCUAGCAUGGAAGGAUGCCCAAGCUUACUGCAGAACACAUCACACAGAUCUAGCCAUGAUUGAGAAUGCUCAGGAAAACACACAAGUGUUUUCAGUAGGGUUAGGGUUUGCUGGAGUGUGGAUUGGCUUGUACCGGACACCAUGGAGGUGGUCCGACAUCAGCAGCAGCCCUUUCACAAACUGGGGAAUUGGACAGCCGAAUAACAUUGGUGGUGAUCUGUACUGCGCGGCUGAAACGUCAGGCCACUAUUGGAAUGUUUCGAGAUGUGACAGCGAGCUUUCAUUCUUCUGCUAUGGAGCCCUAAAAGUGAAGACAACUGUGGUGAGGAUAAAGAUUCAAACUGAUGCUGACCUAUCAGAUCCAGCUAUUAACGCCCAGAUCCUUCAACAGCUAGGUGCAGGGCUGACGGACAAGUCUUCGCUGACUGACUUCAACCUGCGGUGGAAGAUUCAACCCAAAAAACAGACAGAGAGAAAGACAAAGACUGAUGAAGACAACGGAAAAGAUGUCCUUUGUAAUUGAUGUUUUCAACAAACUGCAAGUGCAGUGUGCAUGUAACCACAAUGAAUGUAGCCAGAUUACUUUAUUAACCAUAUCUUGUAGAUCACAUAAUCUAUCAUGAAAUUCACUUCACUGAGUGCAAUGUUUAACUACCCUCUGCGGUUGAAUGUUUUGAGCCUGUUCCAGGUCAGCAAAGACUUGAUUUUCAAGGGUUGUCAAGUUACUCUUUAAAUUAGGAUAACUACAACAAUCCUAAAAAGGAAUUAUGAUUUAAUCUUUUAUCUAGUGAGUGAUUAUAUAAACUAUUAAUUUCUGGUGUGCUUGUGUUCUAAAUCUAGUUUUUUGUCUACAACUGGUAGUCUAUCAGGAAUUCCCAAAGUGUGGUGCGUGCAUCUCUUGGGGUACUUGAGCUGCCUAUGAAAUAAAAACAGGACAUUUAAAAAUUUGUAAAAUGUUAACUUAAAAUUAAAAACACUUUUAAUUAAUAAAUAAAUGGACACAAAAUUACAAUAGACCAAACGUCCUUCUCCUCCCCUGACAUGUCCU
Molecule: messenger RNA, 1899 nt
Organism: Micropterus salmoides (largemouth bass)
Lineage: Eukaryota; Metazoa; Chordata; Actinopteri; Centrarchiformes; Centrarchidae
Product: C-type mannose receptor 2-like
Exons: 6
Coding region: 394-1374 (326 amino acids)
Source: RefSeq, a predicted model, not a curated record